Molecule: messenger RNA, 17601 nt
Organism: Caenorhabditis sp. 36 PRJEB53466
Lineage: Eukaryota; Metazoa; Nematoda; Chromadorea; Rhabditida; Rhabditidae
Source: the annotation of a GenBank genome assembly
AUGUCGCACGAAUAUGACACAGUGGUGCCUCCGAAUGCGAAGCGAAUGAAAACGGAUACGCAGUUGGAAGACAAAAAGAUAUUGUACGUGGUUCUUGAGGGCUGCAGCCUUGAAACGGCCAAAAUCGGAGGAGAAUACGUCAUUCUGAGCAGUGACAAGCAUGCGAACUUUCUGCGGAAACAAAAGAAAGAUCCGUCCGAUUACCGUCCGGACAUCUUGCAUCAGUGUCUGCUCAAUCUGCUCGACAGCCCAUUAAACAGAGCUGGAAAGCUCAGAGUUUUCUUCCGAACCACUAAAAAUGUGCUCGUGGACGUGUCGCCGCAAUGCAGAAUUCCGAGAACUUUCGAUCGGUUCUGCGGACUUAUGGGUAAGAUAGUUAACUUUUUCUGGCGUUACAACAUAAUAGAACUGGGCUGAAUAGAACUGCGACAUAAUAGAACCGGACAGAAUAGAACUGCGACAUAAUAUAACUGUUUUUUGGUGGUGCGCGUUAGCAUUUUUUUUAGAUGUGAGCCUAUAUUUCGAUUCAAUAAAUUAUUGACAAUAAUUCGAUAGCAAGCUUCAAAAACGAUCUUACUUCAGAAAACGAUUAUUCUACAGAAAGGCGCUCCAAACAGUUAUAUCGUGUCGCGGUUCUAUUCUGCCCAGUUCUAUUAUGUUGUACCGCCACUUUUUCUCGCUGUAAUGACAUCCCAUUUUCAGUGCAACUACUCCACAAAUUGUCGAUCAGAGCGGCGGAAACAACGCAGAAGCUGAUGUCAGUCAUCAAGAAUCCAGUGUCAAACCAUCUGCCAGUCGGGUCUCGCAAGAUGCUCAUGUCAUUCAAUGUGCCCGAGCUGACAAUGGCCAACAAGCUUGUCUCCCCGGAAGCAGACGAGCCGCUUGUGCUCGUCAUCGGCGGAAUCGCAAGAGGAAAGGUUAGAUAACAUCGUUCCGACGGCUUCAUCUCAAAUCAUUGCUCUUUUACAGAUCGUCGUCGACUACACCGACUCGGAUACGAAGAUCAGCAACUAUCCGCUCAGCGCAGCGCUCACGUGUGCCAAAGUGACGAGCGGACUCGAGGAAAUCUGGGGAAUCAUCUGAAUACUCCUCUCUUUUCCUUCGACUUCUGUUCUUUAUCCACCCUUGUUCAUCUCGUUGUUGUCUGUUAUUGUUGCUAAUGUGAAAUUCAUAUAAAGUGCAAAGCGAUCAAUCCUACUUAGUCGCCUCAUAAAUCCAGAGACCGCCCACGAAGGAGCCACCUGCAUCUCAUUCGGAGUGCCGUGGAAUGGCCCAUUUCUGAUGAAUGAGGUAUCUGCGAGGACCGAAAUCCAUCGCACGCAAUCCAUCCAUCUACGGAUUAUGUUUUUAUUCAAACAGACAGCGGACCCUAUUUGCGGAGGGGACAAGAGUGCAAACAGUCCGUUCGGCCCAUUAUGCAAGCGUAUUCCGCCUUCCCACGGACCCGGGUGCUUUGCGGCCCUCCGUCUGCGUCUCUCCGCUCAUCGAUUGCUGCUCGCUGUCUUCGUCUCUCGCUUCCGCACACUCCCUCGUCGUUUCGGCGCUUCACUCCGUAUGCUUUGCGUUCUGGGAGGCCUUCUCCUGCCCGCUGAUUUGAAUACUUUUAAUUACAAUUCCUCUUUUCUGAAUCUGUUUAUUUUCUUAUUUUCGUUUACCGAAAUGUGACGCUUGCCACAUGUUUUUGUCAAUUUAAAUUAUAAUUAAAGCUGAGCGAAUGUGCAUGAAAAAUUCUCUUUUUUCAAAAUAUAUGGCAUGCUAUUUUUCAAAUAUAAAAAGUUAUCACUUUAAAAUUGAUAUAAUUUACCUGAAAUCAGAGUAAUUCACCGUCUGAAAAUCAAGUGAAUGUCCUAAAAAUGCUGCUUCGGCUUCUUUCCCUCGGAACCUUUAUCUCCCCCUCUUCCUCUUCGUUUCCGAACCCGUUUCCAUCCCGAUUCGCUCAUUACACUUCUAAUUAAAAUGCUUACGCCAACAACUACAUGAAUGAAUACUGUUCGUCCGUUUCCAUCCGUUUCUCCCUUCCACUCCUCACGUUUUUCUUAUUCCAAACAUUUUUCAACAACAGAAACAAAACGCGGGUUCUUUUCUUUUCAUUCUCUCUCAAAAAAAACCACUGAACUUGACUAUUUGCCCAGCUACUGCCGUUUGAAUCAAUUUUGCGAAACACACGGAAACUUUUCAAACUUUUAUUUAUUUUUCUUCUUCGCUUUCUUGUAAAUUCGUCCUCUUUCCGAUCGCAAUCGCUUCCGAAUCCUCCGCCAGACGACGCGAAACGAAACUUUUUAAUGACAUUAUCUCCACUUUCGCCCUGUUGCAAUCGUCGCCGCUUCGUUAAUAUAUCGGAAUUGGCGCAAAGGAGAAGGCGGAAAGUGGAGAAUGUUGGCAUUGUCCCAAAUAUGAUAUUGGAGAAAGUGGAGGCAGAAUAUAACCGCUAAAAAUCCAUAAACCUGACCGCUUCCCGGUUUCCCAUGUUUAUGAAAUGUUGAAAUCAUUUCUGAAUCAUCUCUCCUUACCAAACGCAUUCCUCUUUUUUGUUGAGUCUUUCCCUUUAUUUCUCUUCCGUUGUUUCAAAUUUGUAGCGUGUGACUCGCCGCCUCUCUGCCUCCAACCAUAUGUCUUUUCUCCCACAAAGAACCAUUUUUCAUCGCUUUAUCGGAGGAAUACUGCCCUUUUUUCUGUCCUCUGCACUGGCAAUCCGCUUUAUUGCAGAGUUUGACUUCCGACUCCUGGCUCAACGAUAAAAGGAACACGUAAUGGAAAAGAAAGUAACGAAGAGGUUGUAGAAAGGUGUGGACAGGCAGAAAAGAGAAGAAACGAGGAAGAAUAAUUACAGUGAAAUGUCGAGACACCUGCUGACAGGUGGCAACAACACCCUCCAUUCCGAACAAAUCAGAUACGAAAUACAACGGUUCGAAAGUGUACAUCCGUGCAUUUAUCAGGUACGUAAGUCUUAAAUUUCAAAUAUAAAAAUGAGCAUUGCAACGUUCUGAGGUGGAAAGUGAACACUGAAAAAUCUGCAAGGUUGAAAAUGUUUUGGUUAGUUCCAAUGUUCCUCUUCUCUGCCAAAUCAGCCUCAGUUUAAUAAAGUUUUCUCUUCGCUUCUCGGCGUCUCUCCGUUUUCCGCUUUCCCAUUCUGUGUAUCUGAUCGAAGGGCAUCCCACUGUUUGUUCGAAACGACCGUUUUUUUGAAUCUUUCUCACUUCGUUUCGUCCAGUGCACAAUGCAAUGCUAGUUCUCCAAAAAUGACCGAUAUUCUAUUCCGGGAACUCGAUUUCACUCAUGUGGGCUCUAUCUCUAUUUCACAAUUCUCACUCAAUUAGUUCUUUUUCAGAUAUACGACCUUCUGAAUUUGCUUCCCGACGGAUGCCACGCAAUCAGCGAACAGAUACGAGAGCAAAUUGUGGCCGUUGAAGGUACGCGAAUUCAUUUUUCUUUUUAGUGAUUAUGGUAAAUGCGAAUGUUUCUUCUUUUGUAAUCUAAAUAGUGGUUCUUUUCCCAUUUUGUAUGUUUCCAGCCAAUUUAAAUUUCAACCAGUGUCAUGCAAAAUCACGUCCAUUACCUCUCCGACCGCAUCCGGUUUUCUGUAGAAUAUUAUUGUGCCUUAAUAUGCACUCAGACAUACCUAGGGGGCGCAACAAAGGGGGCGUGGCCUGCCGAAUUUUCUCCCCGGUCGCGCCGCGCAUGUUUGAGGGCCUGUACCGAGGUCCCCAAACCAAGUACUAUAUUCAAAAUGUUUUACUUCAUGUAAUCGGCCAUGCUGAAUCAAAUGAACAGCUCCGUUUUCCGUGAAAACGCACAGUUUUCUCAAAAAAAGGAGAAAACGAAAAUGGAAGUUAGUCUGAGAGCCACUGUGGCCGGAGUUUGUGCAACACGCGGCUUCUGAGAAGUGAUUCUGACAGUUUAAGGGAUGGGGAAUCCGUUUUUGAAAUAAAAUUCAAAUUUCGUUCCGGCAAACAUUGUUUUUCAGACCGUCAAAGUGCCAAAAAAGUUAGCGAAAAAUUUUCAGCGAUGACCCCACUUUUUUAUGUUUGGAAUGCAUAGAUAAACUCUCUCAGAAGCCAAAUAUAAAAUUUCAGAGCUCUAGACCCCCUAGGAGCAUUUUUGUGUUCGAUUGAGUAGGCCCCAUUCGGCCGAAUUUCUUGUUUUUCGAUGAUUUGAAGGUGGGAAACAGCCAACACGCGGCUUUUCUCCACGGAAUCGGAUUCAGCGUGAAAUUCUCUACAAAAUCCAUCUAUUUAUUCAAAAUUUCAGCCCGGCAAACAUCUUCAAAUUUUCACAUUUUUGCGCUGAAAUUCCGCAAAAGUCGCAUCAAAAAUGAAUGGCGAACACCGAGCUUCUCAUUGCCAUUGGCGUUCGCCGCGCCUCCGCCCGGUUGGCGCAGUGGCAGAGUGCUCACUCGGCAGUCUGGAGGUGUCGGGUUCGAAACUUUUGAUCUCGAAAGUUGUUUUGCUUUCUUAAAACAUCAAUUCUGUUCACUUAAUAUGUUGCCUCUUUGGUGUCUUCCACCAAACAGCGACACGAAUCGCCUGCCAGCGAGACUCCGCCGUCUUCUCGGCCGCCGACCGGGGAGAAAACAGGGCAACUUUGAAGGGGUAUAACUCGGGAUUUACAGAAAAUUUUUGAAAAAAAAAUUGGGAGUAUACUCAUAUAGAGUAGGGGAACACAUUCCAACAAAAAAUUUAUGGAAAUUCGGAGUUUUGCGAAACCCGUUGCGGUACCUAGACAUACCUCCCUAAUUGUAUGUCUCCAAGAAACUUCCAAAAACUGUCGUCCCGCAUCCCUCCGAUUCAUAAUCGUCGUCGCCGUCGAAAGCUUUUCUCCCUCCCUUCUCCCUCCCACCUUCUUCUUUGCUUUCCUUCCAAGUGACGACGGUCCCACGAGACGACUCACUUUUUACCCUCGACAUAUAUCUUCCAUUCCCCGUUUGCAAAAGGGAUAACCCUGAUAAAAACUCCGUUUUUUUCUCUCUCUCUCUCUCUCUCUUUGUUUUUUGCAUGAGCUCUGGUGAGCCGACCGAAUAUAAUUAAGCAAAGUGCGCAUUUCGCAACUUUUCCUGGAACAAGCAGAAGGAGGCUUAUUCGGUUCGUGUAUUUUUCCUCGUUCUUCCUCCUGAAGAUCUUAAAUUGCUAUCACCUUCCCUUAUUUUUAUUUUUCUCCAAUUUCCAGACAAUCUUUCUGUCGUUCUAGUUUAUUAAGCAAACAGAAAGUAAGCUAGAAUCUGGAGUAUCGGUUGCCCGGAUUCAUUCCGUUUCUUCUCUUCUUCUUCAUUGCGUUCGUUCGACGGCACAACACAUGCAUGCCUCUCUGGAUGCUCGUUUCUCUCACUCUUUUUAUUUGAAUAAAAAAUUGGAUGGCAUUUUGGUCGGGCCCCAUCUCGUCGCUGCUCGCAUUCCAGUGGGUCCCCCUUCUCUUGCCUUCCGUCUUCCUCUCUCCCCAAUUGAACACUUGAUUACUUCUCCCUCACGUCCAGUUCCUUUUUUGGUUUCAAAUGCUCAUCAAGAAAACUGGGUUCUCUUGAAUGUGAAUGAAUCUACUUUUUCUUUCUUUGCCCGACCGUCGUUUUGAAGAGAACCUGAAACGAGUGUUGGUAGCAAUAAUAGAGUAAUCGAGUACGAUUCUAAUUAGUUUGUGUUGCUCUCGAUUGUCAAUCAUUCAGUCAAUCGACUCAAUUGACUAGCGCCAUAUGGUUUCUCGAGAGCUUCUGCUUUUUUGAAUGCAUUUUCCCGAUUUGGAGUUGUUUCCCAUCAAGCUUGCAACGCGACGCUCUGUUUGACCGUCUCCUGGUAAUCCUUACUGUGCGCCCGACUGUCGGCUGCUGCAUCUGCCCAAUAAUCCGUAUACACAAGAAAACGAUACAACCGUUUGAAAUGACCGCGCGCCGUCCGUCCGAUUCGGUGACUCGUUACGCAAUCAAAAGUCCUCCCGAAACAGCUGUUUUUUAUCGUUGGACACUGUGCCGCUGACACCGAUCAAGACCAUUCGCAUCACUUAUUUCGCUCCCCGAUUCAUUCUCUUCAUACCUAAUAUAUUCUGCUUUGGCGUUUCCAACGACGUCAGCAGUGUUUGUUUGGUUGUUGCAAUUGAUUCUACUCGAAUAUGCACCCGUAUCAGGUUCCUAACGAUGCAUGGAUAUACCUGUUCACCUUCUGACCCUCUGAGCAACUGUCAUUUUGAGUGUGCCGACUGCUGCUUGGGCAUACUUGGAGUGACGGUAUCGAUAGACAGCAGCGGAAAUCUCUCGGGGGACAAUAGUGUCGGUGUCUAAGUGUCGAAUGGGGUGAAGUGUGGAUUAACACACUUGAGGAGAUGAAGAGGAGUCUCCAAAGAGGAAAAGGAAGAGAAGAAGCCAUAUGGUCUUGGCUUCUUCUUCGUAUCGGUCAUCUCCAUCUCAUGUUCUCCGCCGUGCGAGCAUUUCUUCUUGCUUGUUCUCAAACCAUUCGUAGUUUGACCGGCGGAGAAACAGACCGAUUGCCGUUUGAUAUGUCAUUCGAUCCGUUGCGAAAGAGGUCGUAAGAGGUUGCCAGCCAAAAGAAAAGACCACAACACAACUUUUUGCUUAUCCGCCGACGGAUUCCGGGUGUCCGAUUACGGGCCCUGUUCCAAAUCUCAGGCUUUAUUGUCGUGUGAGAAGAGCAAACAUUGCACGUUUCAUUACGCCAUCAGAAAAGAGAAUCAGAUUCCUUCACACACGUAAACAGAAAGCAGGCACUGUGUCCUUCACCCAAACUCACACAACCCAAUCUCAAAAAUUUCCGUCAUUCCAUUCGCCGCGCUUCGCCCUCCGAACAGUAAUGCUGCUCUUUUCUGUUUGUGUUGUCUGAGCAGCCCCUCUCGUCUCGACUCUUUCCUUAUUUGCUGUAUUUUCGCGUAUCGUUUCUCGAAAUCCUUUUCGGGUUUUUCACGAAUCUCUCCCUCCGUCCGCUCGUCCGCUCUUCUCUUGUCUGCUUCUCCAUCUACCAGUUCUUUUGUCUCUGUCGUCGGACCGUACAUCAAAAAGUGAUAAAUGUCAUAAAGCUUCUAUAUUCCUCCCUUAAACAUUUUGUCCCUUUUCAUAAUACAGUAUCUGUGUCAAGAGGAAGAGAGAAAAACGCUCUUUUUCGGUGUGUGUUCUUCUCGCAACAAGUGCUUCCUUUUUUGUCGGUCUUUUUGAAGAGGUUACAAUCUGAAGAGGCAAGUCGUCUUAUUUUGCAUUCAUCACGUAGUAGUAAAUAAAUGAAUUCUCAUUGUUAACUUUUCCUGAUUUAGUCGCCUAUAUCAAUGUUUCCGUCUUUCUCUUUUCCGUUUGCUCCUCCGCCGUUGCUUUUGCCGCCAGUUGGAUUGAACAAAGUUGAAACCGCAGAUAUCUGUCAUCAACAACUUGUCACUCAUAUUCUUUUCUUUUAAAUUUCAUCCCCUCGUUACACAUUCCGAACUCACUCAGACGAUAGAGCGAAGGUGUGUAGAAGGCGGCGGCGGCGGAGAAAGAGGAGGAGCCGAACUAAUGAAUUACGCAAAUAUGAGACAAAAGGAGGCAGAAGCCAUGGAAGAGAUUAUGCACGAGGCCGACAUUUCCCUCCCCUGUUUUUGAUUUUCUUUCGAACAUUCUUUUUCACUGUUUACUUACUCGAAUCUUAAAAGUCUGCCAUUAUUUUCGCAAAAGAGCAGUUAUAUAUACAGUAAUCCGAUUAUUUCGUCUUCGGCGUUCCCGACGGGAGCUUCCCGUUCAAUCAGUGGUCUACUAUUAGUCUCUACUUUACCUCCUAGUUUAUUUCUCUCUCUCUCUCUCUCUCUCUCUCUCUCUCUCUCUCUCUCUCUCUCUCUCUCUCUCUCUCGCUCAAACGUGCUAUCUGACACCUUCCUUUCUUUUCAUUCCACUGGUUCCUAGGGUAGUUUCAAUCAUAAAAGUGUACAUACAUACGGCAUUCAGAAAAUAACUAAUCACAGUCCCAUCUCGGUAACAAUGAGAUAAGGUCUCUUUUGUUCUUUCUGAUAGAACAUCACAAUAUUUCGAAUGUGGCAGUGUUUGUGUAAUGGUCCCAUCUCUCGUGUUCCCUACGUUUCCAUCAUAAAUGCAGUGAGCUUGAGCAGCCAUCUUUCCCCACGAGUUAUGAGCACUCAAUUGCUCCGUGUCACAUGAUUGAUUGCUUCAUCAUCUUCCUUUCACGGAUCAAUAAAUAAGGGUCUUCCUCUUUUCGGUGUAGCUCCUCCCACCCUGUUCAUCUUCAUUUUCGCCCGUCUCAUUCCCGAAAAAGACGACGUCGUUCCGUUUUCUCGCUUCCUGAUUGGCGUCCCCCAGUACGUCUUCCUCUUUCUUCUUUUCUUCCUUUUUCUUCACAUCAUCGUCUGCUUUUUAUUCAAUUAAUUCUGCAUUCAGUGUCCUUCUUCAGCACACCACUAUACCAUCCCCGAACCCUCUUGUUAUUCUUUCGGGCGCGAUCAACAAGGUCGAAUUCCUUUUUUCAAUUGUCGUUCACAUCUUCGUCUCGAUCUGUCGGGUUUUCCGUGAAUCGUAUCCGAGAACCAAGAGCCUUCUUCUUUCUGCGAAGGUGUCCUUGGAGCUGUUCCCGAAAUGACGGAUGACCGAUGUUGUCGCGAGAAUAAAACUGCUGCUGCUGCGGCUGCUAGCAGCACGAUUUGCCAAUCAGAUGGAUGGCGUCCCGAACGAUUUGUCAUAAAUCAGUCGGCCGCCAUCUAACGAUGCCUUGUUCUUCUUAUUCUUCUUUUUCAUUCGAUCAAGCCACUUUUUUUCGCUUUAUGAGCCUUGUUCUUCCUUUUCUUCUGCGGGUUCAGGUAAACUUUACUACCCGUGACCGUCCGUUAAUUUACACUCAAUUGCCAAAUCCGAUUUUUCAAAGGCAGUUACGGGAAGUAUGCUAAUUCGCCCUUUUCUUCUAUUGAGCAAGUGUCACCUAGCUAUGAUGUAGAUUCUCAAAUCGUGAAACGAAAUCCGCAGCUGUUAUCUUAUCCUCGCAACCAGUAACCAAGCGUCGGUCGGCUAGUCUCGGAUCUCACUAUUUAUUCAACACUUGCCUAGGUGUCAAAAGUGCUCUCAUCAACAAAUAAAUGUAAACGAGAAGUUUCAAUUCCUCCGCCCGAAUCAGUCCUGCUUCUUUUUCCUGCUAUUCCAUUGACCCAAGUAUAUCGAAUGAGAGAACGAUGAAGCCAUUAUCUCUCUUUAAUGAGGCUGAAUCUCUCCUCGCGCAUUUCACUCGAUUGCCCUCCCUCCCACUGCCCCACACCGACUUUCCGUUGUUUGGUUUUUUUGGUGUAAGAAGUCGAAAGAAAGCGGGGGCACGUCUGAAGAUGGAGUCGUUCUUUUCGACAUCGCCGCCACAUUCGCCGACCGUUUUUUUUUCCGAGGGUCAGUUUUGCAUUUCUGCCACGAUCUGCCCGCUCAGUCUGCACAUUUCGGCACGUUCACCGCCAAUCGAAUACGAAACGACACCGCUCGAUCGGCAUGACAUUUCCGCAAACUGUUCUUUCUUUCUCACCCGCCGACCGAUCAUGAUCAUUUCGAUCAGUUUUUGUUUGUGUAAUCAGGCGCGCUCUCUUUGAGCUACCUGAUAAUUGGUUUGUCGGUAUACAUCAUCAUCGAGCUGCCACAUUUGUGAUGACUCGUCAUUACAUAAACUCUCAUUAUAGCUUUGUUCUCUUUCCUUUCUCAAAAAGUACCACCGAAACGUGUAUCAGUGUCUUCCAUAUGCUUACCAAAUUCUCUGUUCCGUUCUUUCUUCACACUAUCCUCAUAUCGUUUGCAUCGUAAACUCGGUCUCUAAUCUGCCGUUCCAGAAUACGCUCGUCUUGGUUCCUUCGAUGCGGCUGAAGACAUCCCUUUGACAGGCGCCUGUUUUUUCUGACCCUCUCUCACUUUCGUUUCCCCUCCGAGCAACUAUCUUCCUUCGAAAUGCCUUUAAUCCGCAACUACGGCUACUAUGACUUUAUCGACGUGGCACCCGGAAGCGCCCAUCCGUCUGCCAUGAUAGCAGCUCACUCAAUUGUUGCUCCACAGUCUCGAGUAAUCAGUCACCAUGCUUAUUUUGAAAGCCCCCGAAAAGGGUUAUACGCGGCAAAGGAUAGGAUGUAUUAUGGAAAAGACGAGUGGAGAGGGAACACGACUAUCCACGAUCCGACAGACUUCGAAGAAUCGAUAGAUCUGAAUGCGAAUGAUUCAGUGAGUGGAGAGGAGAAAAGAAAGAAAAAGAGAUGGAGAGAUAUUCUGUUCCCCAAAGGAAAACACUCGUCUCGGAAAGACAAGGAGAACUCGAAUGUGAGUGUUGCCACCCGCAGUCUCUCUUCCGUGUCAUUCCGAUCUGAGAAGCCCGAGAGGUGUCGACGAAGGGAAUCUGGCUCCCUUUCCCGCCACCGUUAUAUUCCUCCACCGCCACUUCCAAUGCCACCGAGAAGAAUAAUGACGAGCACUUCAAUUGGAUAUUCUGACGACGCGAUGACUUCUUCCUCUUCCCACACGACAACUGACUACGAAGACGUUGCUUCGGUCCCGACGCCCUCCUACAUCAUCUAUCCGGCCUCGUCGAUAGUUCACGCAAGACGGUACGGAGCAGGCGAAAGAGAAACGAUGCUGCCGACAGUCUAUGUAGGGGCCAAUCGGAAAGUUGUGAUGCCGAAUGGAGCCAAGCAUAAAAUAUUCAGAAGUCCAACAUACCAUCACGGUUCGUUAAAAGAAAAAUAGACAAAAGAAACAUUUGCUAAACAAUAAUCACUGAAAUGGCUUCACCAAAUUUUCGAGCCCAUUGUUAAACAAUUUUAAUUUUCAGAUGCCUUCGUAAAUUCGCACGAAUGGACGUUGAGCAGGUCAAUCAGCGAAAUAAAAUUGGUGAGUUCCCUCCGUAUUCUUUUCACCCAAAACACAUUUUUAUCAUGCCGAGUGUUAUUAUUAUGAGCGACGAUGAUGUGCAGAUUAGCGGUGUUCUCUAUGUUGUGCCUCAUUGUACGUAGUUUGCUCUGAGGUGUCGGAAGAACAUGAUACACUCCCGCCCGUGGGGGGCUGUAUGCCGUCCACUCACCAGGGGGUCGGCAGAUGGCUCCCUGUGUCUGUUGCGCAAGCCGCCAGAACAUGGAACAAUGAUCUAGUGGGCGAGAGGAGGGCUGUCCGUUCUCUUUUUCCUUCUUUCCGUUCUGCCGUCACUAGUUUAUAUUGGCUGAUGAGCCAGCAGCCGAGGCGAGAAGGUGUUCAAUUACAAUUUGGAUUACAUCUUCAAGGCCACUUCGGAUGCGGUUCAAGGCCACUUCGGAUGCUUUAGGAGCCUUGAGAUAUGACAAAUUGGAUAGAUUUUGUCGGAAAAAUUGACGUUGGACAUCUCGGUAUUCAGCGGUUUCUGUUCAAACCGAACAAACAUGCUCACUGUAUCCGUAUAAAGGCUUUCUAAUAUUUUAGUUUGGUUACGUCGGACACCAGCUGCGUUCUUUGUCACGGAUUUUGAAGGGUGUCGUUUCCUGGCUAAUGCAACCAGUCAUUAUAAACACCUGCGUGCGAGCACAAGUCGUAGUUUCGCAAAUGAUUUGUAGCCGUUGCGUCACUGGUCCUUCGCGAUGAGAGAACGAUUGUUAUCAAAGUGUCUGACCGGCUGCCGUUCUCGACAGAGUCCUGAUCACUCCGUAAUUUUUGGGAAACAGAAUGCGAUUGCUAAUUGAGUCGGAAACCUUCAAAGAACGGUUGCGUAUUUAUUUUUCUCUGCUCGUAGAACCUCGGGUUUCCUGUGCGGCGGCCUUUGAUUCAAAACGCGGGUUAUGCUCUCGGCGGGAGAGAAGAUCAAUUAUGGUAAUGCACCGCCAGAUCGUCUCGUUCUAAUAACAACGUACCGACCUUUCUCGUUACACUUCAAAAAUUUACAGUGUGAGAACGGAAACAUUUGAAUUGCUCGGCAGUUGCUCUACAUGUUUCGCCUACUUUACACAGCCCUCCUUUUGUUUCUUUGGAAAGCACAGGAAGUGGACCAAAUGGGAACACCUGUGCACGACGAAGAGGCCUCAUUCGAAUGGACCAAUUGAGAGAGGGGAGAGUGGUCUUUGGUCUCUUAGCUGACGGACACCCGUUAUUUCCAGAUGCACUUGAAAUGAGCAAACAUGGCGAACUGAAAGUGUAUUGACGUCUCAAACAAGGAUGUCUUUCAUCUGGGACCCAAACAGUAUUGUUUUGAUCUUUCAGCUCACUGAAAUAGCUGUAAAUAAGAACGCGGUUAGACCGGAUAGUAUCACUGACCACCAACUGAUUAGAAGGUGUUCUGUCGAUGUUCUCAACCGACAGAUGACAAUAAGCGAGACAGUGUGCCCACAUGACAGACCGAGACGUGUCAAUUUCACUUCACACUUUUGUCGACCGAUAUCCUUGUGUCCAUCGGCUGACUGGAUGAUGGCUUUCUCCUUUAUUCCCCCGAAGACAUUGCGCAUUGAUAGUCGCAACAGCAGAUCGUCCACCUUCUCGUCUUUCGACGCACAACUUAACAAAAGGCGGUCUGCCAGGUGUCGUGGGCGGAGUCUCUUGGAGACGUUGCUCAGGGUGUACGGGCUGCACACACUGAUUCCUUGCCCGCCAAGGCAGUGCGUGAAAUGACUGUCGCCAUAAGUUUACUCUUUGAUUUUUUCCACUGGCACAGAUAUGUGAAUCCUUCGAAGUUCGACAACAAAUAUCACGAAUGCCAAAUUGUUCGUUUAUAUCCAGACCCAUGAUCCCUCAAUUCCUCAUUUCUCUAUUUCUAUUUUCUUAUUUCAGGGAAUCGUCGGAACUUCACAGUCAGGAAAGACGUCCCUUGUGCACCGGUAUCUGACGGGAACGUACACACCCGAUGAGAGUCCCGAAGGUAGGUCAUGAUAAUAAUAACAUAUAAUAGGUGGAACGUUUGUUUGUCAUUGAUAACAUUCGUCCCACACCACUAUUUUCUCUAUUCGCAGGCGGUCGAUUCAAAAAAGAAGUUGUGAUAGAAGGGCAGAGUCAUUUGCUUCUUAUUCGAGACGAAGGACAGCAGCAUCUGGACAUUCAGUUCUGCCAGUGGGUCGACGCCGUCGUUUUCGUCUUCAACGUUUGCUCGAUACAAAGUUACGAGAGCAUUCAAGGGCUGGCUCACGAGAUGAGCAAGUACCGGAAUAUCAGUGAUUUGCCCCUGAUUCUUGUUGGAACAAAGGUUCGUUUUCAUUGUUUGCUCUUCCUAAUUGAAUAGUAGCAUUUUAUACCGGUUUGCCCAGUAAUGAAAAGUGACAAACCGGAUAUCUGGUGACAGGCGGAAGACGAGAAAAUUAGGGAGGGAUAAGGAUCUCUGGAAACAUGCUCAAAGACAGAAGGAAGCAAUGUGAGCACCUUGUGCCCAUGUAAUUGCCCUGUACGUAUUCUCGGAUUAGCACCACGUGAGAAGGCACUCGUUAGAAUGACGGGGCUAUGAAAAAGUCGUCAUCCUCUCCAAAUCUGCCUUCUUACGCGCUUUAGUUUCCUGUCCGUAUUACCCACAAUCCACAGCUGCAUCGCAUCACUGACGAAAUGCUCUCGUUCAACAAUUUUACGAUUGAAGAACAUUAAAAAAAAUUUCGCUUCGCAGCAUUCAACUUUCAGGACCACAUCUCCGAGAAACGAGCACGAGCGAUCACAGAAGACGAAGGUCGUCAGUUGGCGGCCUCAAUGAAAAGGUGCUCGUACUUCGAGACGUCCAGUACGUACGGAUCGAAUGUGGAAAGAGUAUUCAAAGAGGGUGAGUGUACUAAGCAUUGUAUCCCCGAAUUCGAAUUUACGCUCUAAUUACUCGUAUGCCCUGUUCAUCCGCUUUUUCUCUGAUAAGCUGACUCUCCGAACCGCUGCCCCAUUUGUUGCCACAUACAGUAUGUGGCAACGAGCAAAGUAUGUGACAUACUUUGCUCACUACCGCCGCGUCACAAUGCUCUCAGCUUUUUGUUGUGGCCCACUUGAGUGUUGGUAGCGAAUUGCGCUAUUCCAUUACGGCACGUGCUACGUAAUAAUGGUUUAUGACUAGGCCUAUAUUAUGAUGCAAGGUUAAAUUACAACAAAAGGACACUGGUCGCAGGACGAAGGCAUGAAGUCAAGCAUACUGUAGGCUUCUAUCUAACAUUGCAAAGUUCAGUCUUUCUAUUUCCAGAGAGUACUAUCCAUCUAUUCUCUUUCCACAGCCUGUACUGGUUGAUACAUUCCUCUUUUUCUCUCGCUCUUUCUUUUCCGAAAUCCUCCGACCCUCUUAUUUUGCGGACACACAAGAUAAAAACGAGCGACAGAAUCUCGACUUUGACAAAAUUUAUUAUAAAGUGUUUUGCGGGGUGUGCUGAGUUUUCGAGUAGAACACGAGAUGCAAACACGCAUUGCGCACUCGCUGACGAAACGCAAACAGUUCGGAGGUCUGUCGAUCCACCGAAAGAGGGAAAGGUUCGGCGCCCCCGUGCCUCUCUUCUGCUCAUUCUGCCAUUUAAUUCUGACUUUGUGCGGUGUCUCUCAUGAAGAAUUAGAGAGAAAGAGAGAGAAAGAGAGAGAAAGAAAGAGAGAGAGAGAGAGAGAGAGAGAGAGAGAGAGAGAGACUGUCUGGAAGACGUAGAGUACCGGCCGGAGAGAUUCCGAGAGUGUUGGCUGGACGAAAGACACUUUUGUUUGUGUGAAAUGAUUAUCUAGUCAAGAGUUCCGGUUUUUGUUCUGUUCUUCGGAAAAAGAAGAAACGGAUGUCUCGCCGUAUUUUCUUCGUAUUCUAGAGUCGCGGGCCCACUACAGAGUGACACGAGUCACGGAUUUGUCACGGAAUAGUUCGGCCAACAGCUGCGUGCGCAUCUGACCCGUCCGCUUGACCGUCCGGCGCAUAAAGGAAAGUAAACAACGAAUUCACUGCGCAUACCACGCUUUCACCGUUUUCGCCUCAAUUGUAAAGAAUUCAGGGAAGCGUGUCAAUUUGGCAUAAUUUUUCGUGUGAAUAUCGCGCGGCCACCCCACUCACCUCUCCGCCAGCUAACCACUUCUGCUUCUUCAGCUUCGGCAGCAACAGCAUUUCGCUUUCUGACCAGUAGUCAGCGACGCCGCCAGGCAGCUGGGAGGGCAGAAGCCCCGUGGGAGUUGGCUGCUCUCUCUUCCUUUCCGCGCUUGUCGACCGACUCACUUUAACCAGAGUAGCUCUGUCUGAAAAGGCAAACAAACCAUGUUGCGCAGGCGAAAUUAAAAGCGUUUCGCAGUAAAGUUAAAAUUUCGGUUGAACGUCUCUCUCUCUCUCUUGCCACCUCCUUCUAAUUCGGUGAUCGUGAAAUCUGAAUGAUAGAUGAGAAAAAAUUCGAGAUUCGUAUCUCUGCUGCGAACUCCUUCUUCUUCCGCUCUUUCCCCUAUUUCCUCAACGUAUUCGUUUCAGCCUGUUGCAAAAUCAUCCAGUCUCGUGUCCGAUCACAAGUGGGAAACGCCUCUUCCCAAGCGAGAACGCCGACGCCGACGCAUUCUGACAGUGGUCGCAAAGACUACCAGGAUCCACGUUACAUGAGUUCGAGUACGGUGUUCGCAAUGCCAUCCAACAUCCGUCCGUCCUAUCCAGUCAACUCCGCCCGUCGCAGUACAAUCCAUCACAGAGAGGCGCCGCCCUCUUCCAGAACGGCCAGUGAAAGGUCCAUGUCGACGAUGCUCGGGGCUUCAUACGGGAGCAGAAUGGCAGCCGGAGUGUCUCCGUCCUCCAGCCAGAAGUCGGUGCAUUCUAUCGCCAACGGAGGUUAUUCGAGAUCUUCGGCGGCUCUUCUUGACUCGGACACGCCUGCCAUCAACUCGUACUCCAUUGACUCGAUGUCGUCCACGGGAACUCCAAUCGGACAUCAUCAAGGCGGUUCCAAUCAAGUCUCUGCUUCAACAUCACACCUUCCGACACCCUCUUCUACGCCGAAUACACAACGGAAGAACAGAAGAAUAUCAAACAUAUUCGUAAGUUCAAGCAUCUUCAAAGCACCGAUUUUUUAUGUGUUUACAGAGGCAAAAGGAUAAUCAGGAGGAAAAGACAAAAAUGAUCGAGUCUCUUAACCUUGGAAUCGGUCGGGCAAUCCCUAUAAAACAAGGAACUCUUUACAAGAAAAGUUCUAAAUCGGCAUUGAAUCGGUUAGUCCAAAUUUAGGAAUGUGCUAUGUUUAUGUUCACUUUUUCAGCGAAUGGAAAAAGAAAUACGUAUGUCUUUACAAUGACGGCCGUCUCACAUAUCACACGAACCUGAAGGAGUACAUGGACAAAACGGCACAAGGAAAAGAAAUGGAUCUGAAAUUGGCGACGAUUCGGAUAACAGGCAGGCUCCAUCCACUCCAUUCGCAUCGUGUUAUUACUGCUGGAUCGUCAACUGAAGGGAGCGGAACGCCAACACUGAAGAGCUACGAACCGAGACGGAGCGACGUUGGAAUGGGAGCCAAUUCAGGGGAUGCCACUUCUGGAGGAGGCUCCGACGAUGCGAUUAAGGAGAAUCAGAGACAACAGUUCUCGCCGCCUGCGCAGCCCCAAACAGUUGCCGGAAAGAAGAAAAGGGAAUCGCGGAAAGCAGGCAAUAGUUCGAAGCACAACGACGAAGAGGACGAAUGCUUCGAAGUGAUUAACAACUGUCUCAUGCGAUGGGAAUUCUGUGCCGGAUCGGUGGAGGAGCGGGACGAAUGGAUUCACGCGAUCGGAAUGGAAAUCGAAAAGUCGUUAGGAAAAGAAGUUGCGAACGCGAAAACAAACAAUCGCGCCGUCGCCGACCGCCCGGACAUUGCUGCUCUCCGUUCUAUUCCCGGAAACGAACGGUGUGCUGAUUGUGGUAACCAAUCGGCCGAAUGGGCGUCCAUCAACCUGGGAAUCGUCAUUUGCAUCGAAUGCUCGGGAAUCCAUCGCAAUUUAGGAUCACAUAUUUCAAAAGUUAGAGGAUUGGAACUCGAUCAAUGGCCUGUUGAACAUCUGGCAGUUAUGCAGUCGAUCGGGAACGACAGAGCCAACGAGUUGUGGGAGUUCAGUCUGAUGAACGAACGGAAACCGAGUGCAGACAGUUUGCGCGAUGAAAAAGAACGGUUCAUCGACAGGAAAUACGUACAGAAGUGCUUUUUGAAGCCGAUUCCAGACAGAGAGCCCGUCACAUCGCAGCUCAUUUCCGCCGUGUUGGCUCGUGACGUCAUGACUUUAAACGUAUUGCUAGCAAACGGAAUGACGGUCGACGAAGUGAACACGACCACAAAAGACGGAAGGACAGUGCUCCACCUGGCGGCGAGCAUCGGAAGCGUCGAAUUGGCACAGCUUCUCAUUUGGGUAGGCACUGGAAAGAUGUACAGAAACAUGACUGAGCUAUUUUAAGCAUAACGCAGAUCCACGUAUUUUGGAUAACAACGGAAGAUCCUGUUUGUUCUACGCAAGGUCUAAUGGUUUCCGGGAAGUGUUCGAUAUGCUGGUGACUGCCGGAUUGCCUUCAGAUUACGGAUUGCCACUAGAGAAUGACUUCUGCCAGUUGCCAGAGGUGAGAAAGAUCAAAUCUGUUUCCUCUAAAUUCACAUUUUAUUCAGUUCUCCGCAAUGGGAUCGACGUCAAGCCGUGAAUAUUCCACAUCCGACAACGAUAUCUACUCUUCUCGUCGUAUUUCGAUGGCUCCUCCAGUGCCUCGUCGGUAUCUGCCUCAACAGCCAGAACUUGACGAAACAAGUGUCAUCUGA